Molecule: messenger RNA, 1607 nt
Organism: Varroa destructor (honeybee mite)
Lineage: Eukaryota; Metazoa; Arthropoda; Arachnida; Mesostigmata; Varroidae
Product: endoribonuclease LACTB2
Source: RefSeq, a predicted model, not a curated record
GCAACUUAGUAAAAUAAUUACGUAAAGUAUCCCUCGAAUCUUGAUGUUUAUAUGUAGGCUGAUAGAAGCUUUACUCUUCAACAACGAAAUGAAAAGUCCACUCUAGCUUUAUAUAUUUUUUAUUACUGCCACUGUAAUGAGAGUAUCUCACUGAAAGGCAAUAUGCGGUUUAUUCAUCCACCUUUAUUUUCAAGUUUGUGCCGUAGUUCAGCUUCGCAAUCUAUGCUAAUAGCAAUCUUCGUCAAUCGAAGCUUGAUUCUAUACAAACGUUAGUAUGGAGAAUAAUAGCGUAGCAACUUCUGUUUGCGCUUCAUCACGAUCAUUUGGUUCCUUUGACGUCACUGCCUCCACAGUCGUAGAGGCAGAACGCGACGACGUAUCGCCCUGAUAAGAACCGACCUAGCAACUACUAACGCUCGAGUUAGUUUUAUCGUUUUACCGUUAUUAUAACAUGAAAUUGCAUAACAUGCAAUAGCAUCCUGCGUAACUUGGUAUUUGUAAUCCACUGCUAGCUGGGUGGUAUUAGCAAAGUCGUUUUCCCUAAGUAUUGGUGUCAAUUCAUGGAGUGGAUAACGCGCUCGGCUAAAUUCGGAAAGCUCAGUGAGCUGCUAUACAAAUGGUUCAUUAUGAAGACUGUGCUGCCUCUGCGACAACAGCUGUCACCUCGCGUGUAUCGUGUACUUGGUUGCAAUCCAGGUAUUAUGACAUUGCAAGGUACGAAUACAUAUCUCAUUGGCACUGGACGAAACAGAGUGCUAGUUGACACCAGUUCAUCAGAUUAUCCGGAAUAUGUUCAAUCACUAAAAAUCGCUCUCGACGAACUUCAGGUUCAAAUUGAGAAAGUCAUCGUCACCCACUGGCAUCACGACCAUGUUGGAGGGAUCGUGGAUCUGAUGCGCGAAGGCGUAGUCAACACCGCUACCCCCAUCUCCAAGAUCCCCUUUCCACUGAAGGAUGACCCUACCGGCCUGAAAUUUACACCAUUAAGCGACGGUCAAAAGAUUACUGUAGAAGGUGCAACGUUGCAAGUUAUAGCUACACCGGGUCAUACAAAGGAUCACCUCUGUUUGGUGCUUGAAGAGGAACAAGCAAUAUUCUCCGGUGACUGUAUUCUUGGUGAAGGCUCGUCGGUGUUCGAAGAAUUCGGACCUUACAUGGAGUCUUUACGUCGCAUUGAGACGUACUCACCAGAAAUAAUUUACCCAGGCCAUGGGCCUGUUAUUGCACACGCAGUCAACAAGGUCAAGGCCUAUAUAGAACACAGACUGAUUCGCGAGAAGCAGAUCAUGGAAUGUCUUGAGAGAGACAGAGGUAACGGUCUAACAGCAUUAGAGAUCGUGGAGAAGGUGUACGGACAGGAGAUACCCAAGUUCAAGUAUCCGGCAGCUAAAAUCAAUGUUGAACACCAUCUUAGUAAACUAAUUGAAGAUGGCUGUGUAGAGAAACGUAAAAGACAAGAAGGCAUCAUAGGUGUCGAAGACAUAUACGUAGCGAUCGCUAAGUAACACCCAGAAUUGUAAAGAAUAAAGCAACUUGUUAUGCGAUUAGAAAUCAACAAAUUCUUACUCUAUGUGAGUAAGAAUUACUCACAAUGUAAAAAAAAAGAU